Verticillium dahliae VdLs.17 is the source of this 951-nucleotide messenger RNA. Its product is annotated as rho GDP-dissociation inhibitor. Gene Ontology annotation, biological process: Rho protein signal transduction. Lineage: Eukaryota; Fungi; Ascomycota; Sordariomycetes; Glomerellales; Plectosphaerellaceae. Gene Ontology annotation, cellular component: cytoplasm; cytosol; membrane. The record is from RefSeq and is a predicted model, not a curated record. Bases 1 to 774 code for a protein of 257 amino acids. The transcript is spliced from 3 exons. Gene Ontology annotation, molecular function: protein binding; Rho GDP-dissociation inhibitor activity.
AUGGAGCAUGUCGACCACCAAACCGAAUCCCAAUCUCCCGCCAAGGAAAGAAUCAUCAAGAAAUUGAAGUCCAAGUUCUUCACAAAGGACAAGAAGUCUCUUGUUGAACCUUCUUCCCCCAUCCAUGAGAGUCACAUUGAAACUACCUCUCCCGGACUGCCCCCCGCGGAUAGAGCUACCUCCAUCGACUACCUGACCCAGACUGAACGCCGCUCUUCCGUCUCAUCAAUCGACUCCUCUCCCGGCCUCCCUACUGACUCCAUCCCAGACCAGGGCGAUGAGUCCCUUCAGCGCUACAAAGAGUCCCUCGGCCUCGGCGGCGGUGGCAAGGACCUCUCCGACCCCAACGACCCCCGUGUCUGCAUCAUCGAGUCCCUGAGCAUGCAGUCCCCGGGUCGCGGUCCCGUCACCAUUGACCUCUCCACACCCGGUUCCGAGAAGACCCUCAAGGAUAAGCCCUUCAAGAUCAAGGAGGGCGCCACGUUCUCCAUGACGGCCAAGUUCCGCGUCCAGCACGAGAUUCUCAGCGGACUGCAGUACGUGCAGAUUGUCAAGCGCAAGGGUAUCCGUGUUUCCAAGGACACGGAGAUGCUGGGCAGCUUCGCUCCCAACACAGACAAGACGCCCAUCUACACCAAGACUUUCCCCGAAGAGGUCGCUCCCUCGGGCAUGCUCCUGCGCGGCACCUACUACGCCUUCACGAGCUUUGUCGACGACGACAAGAAGGUUCACCUGGCUUUCGAGUGGAGUUUCGACAUUGCCAAGGACUGGUAGAGGGCCAGACGCAAACAACGAACUGAUGACGACGGGACCGAGGAGGGAAAAAGACGAUGACACGCAAAUGACUUGGCCAUGACGGCCUAUUCAGCAUGGGCUGUUGUCACUUUCCUGUUUUCGGAAAGAAGUCCUUCGCUUGCUUUUACUCACUUACGAAUCAAUGCGAUGAAAUGC